AUGACGGAAAUCGAGAAUGAAAAAUCAGAAGUAAGUUUAGAUGACAAAGCUUAUUAUAGAAUUGUUAAUUGCAUUCGCCAACAUAGAGAGAUUAUCAAUUUUGUCGAUCAGAUUGAAUUUAUAUAUUCAACAUAUUUCUUUCUUCAAUUAGGUUACAAUAUGAUUAAUAUGAGUAUUACGGGUACACAGAUAGUAUUAUAUGCUGAUGUAUUAUUAGAAUUUAUUAGAUUAACCAUGUUAGCUUCAGCGCAACUUCUUCAUUUAUUUUUUGAAUGUUGGCAGGCACAACAAUUGAUAGAUCACAGUGCUUUAGUACACGAUUCGAUAUGCAAAGCUGCGUGGUAUUUCACCUCGAUGAAAUCAAGAAAGCUAAUCAAAAUAAUGUUAAUUAAAAGUUUGGAAACCUCAAAACUCACAGCUGGUAAAUUGAUCGUCUUAUGUUUAGAAUGCUUUGCUAUGAUCCUCUAA
Molecule: messenger RNA, 468 nt
Organism: Polistes canadensis
Lineage: Eukaryota; Metazoa; Arthropoda; Insecta; Hymenoptera; Vespidae
Gene: Or43b
Product: odorant receptor 43b
Exons: 5
Coding region: 1-468 (155 amino acids)
Biological process (GO): sensory perception of smell; detection of chemical stimulus involved in sensory perception of smell
Cellular component (GO): plasma membrane
Molecular function (GO): olfactory receptor activity; odorant binding
Source: RefSeq, a predicted model, not a curated record